ACAGUGAGCACAGUGUGCAACGAUGCUGUGUUAGCAAAAUCGACUACUCUAAACAAAUUUAUCGGUCGUUUCUUGUGGAAAAAUGAAAUUGUACUGUUUGUCAGGUCAUCCCACAUUGCCUUGCAAUGUCCUCAAGUUCAAAUCAACCACCAUCAUGUUGGACUGUGGACUGGACACCACCUCAGUCCUCAAUUUCCUGCCUCUUCCUCUUGUGCACAGCCCAAGACUCUCCAAGUUACCUGGAUGGGUCUCUAAGGAUGGGACAAUAAACUUGGAAAAGGAGCUAAAGGAGUGUGCAGGAAGGGUGUUUGUGGAUUCACAGCCAGAGUUCUGUCUCCCUGAGAGAGAACUGCUGGACCUGUCUAACAUUGAUGUCAUCCUCAUCUCCAACUACCACUGUAUGAUGGCCCUGCCCUACAUCACUGAGCACACAGGCUUCACUGGGACCGUGUACGCCACAGAGCCCACCCUGCAGAUCGGGAGACUGCUGAUGGAGGAGGUGGUGAAUUUCAUGGAGAGAGUUCCCAAGGCUCAGUCUGCCACCUGCUGGAAGAAUAAGGAAAUACAAAGGAUGCUUCCUGGGCCACUGAAGGAUGCAGUGGAUGUGUGGACGUGGAAGCGAUGCUACAGUAUGCAGGAGGUCAACUCUGCCCUCAGCAAAGUGCAGCUUGUGGGUUAUUCACAGAAAGUGGAGUUGUUUGGAGCUGUUCAGAUCUCACCACUGAGCUCUGGCUACUCAUUGGGCAGCUCCAACUGGAUCAUUCAGUCACAUCACGAGAAAGUGUCCUACGUGUCGGGUUCGUCCCUCCUCACCACACAUCCACAGCCAAUGGACCAGAGUUCCCUGAAGAACAGCGAUGUUCUGAUUCUGACGGGCCUCACGCAGAUGCCCACCGCCAACCCAGACGGCAUGCUGGGAGAAUUCUGCAGUAACCUGGCUAUGACCAUCCGGGCCGGAGGCAACGUGCUGGUGCCCUGCUACUCCUCAGGCGUGAUCUACGACCUGCUGGAGUGUCUGUACCAGUUCAUUGAGAGCGCCAACCUGGGGACCACGCCCUUCUACUUCAUCUCACCUGUAGCCAACAGCUCCCUGGAGUUCUCUCAGAUCUUUGCUGAGUGGCUCUGUCAUAACAAGCAGUCAAAGGUGUAUCUUCCAGAGCCUCCGUUCCCACAUGCAGAGCUGAUCCAGACCAACAAGCUGAAGCACUACCCCAGCAUUCACGGAGACUUCAGCAGCGAGUUCCGUCAGCCCUGCGUGGUUUUCACCGGCCACCCUUCUCUGCGCUUUGGCGACGUGGUUCACUUCAUGGAGCUGUGGGGCAAAUCCGGCCUCAACACCAUCAUCUUUACCGAGCCAGACUUCUCCUACCUGGAUGCGCUGGCUCCCUACCAGCCGUUAGCCAUGAAGUGUGUUUACUGUCCCAUCGACACACGACUCAACUUCCAUCAAGUGUCAAAACUGCUCAAAGAAGUCCAGCCCCUCCAUGUGGUGUGUCCAGAGCAGUACACUCAGCCUCCUCUGACCCAGUCCCACCGCUCUGACCUGAUGCUGGAGCUGCAGCCUCCUCCGAUGCCCUACAGACGCUGCUCCGUGCUCAACCUGCCCUUCAGACGUCGCUACGAACGCGUCUACAUUAUGCCAGAGCUGGCGAACUCCCUCGUGCCCUCCGAAAUUAAGCCCGGCAUCUCCGUGGCAACCGUGUCUGCAGUGGUGCACUCCAAGGACAACAAACACACUUUACAGUCGGUGCCCAAACCUCCUCCUGUGGCCCCCAGCAAGAAGAGGAAGCGUGUGAUGGAUGAGCCGCCAGUGGUGUUGGCCCCCAAACCCCUGCUGAGUGGAGCGGUGCCCCUGGAAGCUUUCCUGGCCACGUUGCAAAAGCAUGGUAUCACAGAAGUUAAAGUGGAGGAGACAGCAGACGGCCACAUUCUGCACCUGCAGGCGGAGGACACGCUGAUCCAGCUGGAGGAGGACGGGACGCACAUCGUCUGCGACAACAACGAGCCGCUGCGAACCACACUGAGAGACCUGGUGCUUCGCUUCCUGCAGAAACUCUGACCUCUGACCUCCUCAUGCCUCGUUUUUAACAGUACGAGGUGCGGUCAAAAACUUUUGAGACUGGGCCUUUAAAAAUACAAAACUGUACCCAAAUAUUCCACAGACCCUGUUGAAGUGUGCAGCAACACAACACUUCAAUGGAAAUCCUGUUACAUAAACAUGUUAAGCACUGUCUGCGAUCAGCGCUGAAUCUCCUAAACUGUUUCAAGACGCCAAUACUUUCACUUGGGGGAAGAGAAAGAAGUCACGAGGAGCCAAAUCUGGCAAGCAGGGUUGAUGUGGAGCAACCAUUGUAAUGUUGUGGCAUAAAAACCCAUGUGGAGCCGCUGCUUUGUGACCUGGCAAGUUGGAGCACCUACAUGCCACUGGUCCACAGUUCAGGUUAUUUGCACCAAUUGUUUUCCUACAGACACAUCGGGACUAAACAGUAGAGCUCUGCCUUGAUAGUCCGACCCUGGGGGACGAAUUCCUCGUGCAAAAAAACAUGAAUGUUGAAGAAAACCACCUUGCACUGUGGAAACUGAGGCUUUUCCACCGUAGAAACUGCUGUUUCUUCUCCUGAUGGUAGCUACGGACCCUCCUCAUCACCAGUGAUGAUCCUCCACAUGAUGCUGGAUCAGCUCAACUCCUGACUGAUGCUAAAUGUGUUAAGAAUUUACAGAAGCACACCUACCAGAGAUCACUAAAACAUGUCUAACACAGGCUGCUGCGACUGUUGAUAGCGUACCACAAACACUCCCAGAGCUUUUUGACCGCACCUCGUUUUUCUUCUUUACUGGAUUGUGGACAGCAGCAGAAGCUACAGGAGACGGGAAGGAUGUGAAGGAAGAGCCGAGUACUGAACUGUCGUAUUUAACACUGUAACAUUUACAGUAGUUUUACUGUUAGGUUUUAUUUGUACGAAGCAUACGCAGAUGUAUUAUUUUGUAUUUAAAAAAAGUUUUUGGAAAGUUCCUUGAGUGAGUCUUUCAUCGCUGCAGCUGUGUUGUGAGGGAGACUGAAAUCAUAGAAGUGUCAAAACUCAGUCAUGAGGCUGGGGAUUUACAAAAGGGGAAGAAGGAAAAGUAAUUUCACAUAAAAAAAAAUUAGUUUCAGUUCA
This is a messenger RNA of Stegastes partitus (bicolor damselfish), 3158 nucleotides long. RefSeq names its product integrator complex subunit 9 (gene ints9). Gene Ontology annotation, cellular component: integrator complex. The coding region runs from base 83 to 2059 and encodes 658 amino acids. The transcript is spliced from 17 exons. Lineage: Eukaryota; Metazoa; Chordata; Actinopteri; Pomacentridae. Gene Ontology annotation, biological process: snRNA 3'-end processing. The record is from RefSeq and is a predicted model, not a curated record.